Molecule: messenger RNA, 1467 nt
Organism: Ostrea edulis (European flat oyster)
Lineage: Eukaryota; Metazoa; Mollusca; Bivalvia; Ostreida; Ostreidae
Exons: 5
Coding region: 100-1467 (455 amino acids)
Molecular function (GO): zinc ion binding
Source: RefSeq, a predicted model, not a curated record
UAACAGUGGGUAGCUUCGAUAGGAAUGUUCGCCGAAGCGUACUGUGACGUCACGAUUCGGGCAUGCGUGUAAACUGGUUGGCAGAACCAAAAAUUGAUAAUGGCGCUUAGUAUGAAGAAGUCUACCGAUAACGAUAUUUUAUCAACAUAUGCGAACUCUUUGUCAGAAGAAGCGAAAAGGAGAUAUACGGUAAAGUUGCUGUACAACCGUGGUACCUGUUCUCUGCCUGAUCCUUACCAUUUAACGGAGAAUUGGAGCCGAAGCCCAGAUACCUGGCCAGAUCUGACGUUCGGUGAUAUUUACCUGUACCUGAUCGACACGCCAUCUUUGUUUACAAAGGAGUCUAUGAAGGCCUACAAAUCAUUAGAUGCUUACAAGUACGUAUUGAGUGGACAUGUGCAGGAAGUGAUCUCUCAUCAGAUUGACGAGAAUUGUCCAUAUAUGACAUUAAAGACCAAAGUAACACCUUCACAGAGAGCCAGAGACAAACCCCACGAACCAUGGGUGUAUUUGGAGAAGGCCAGUGGAUCAGUGUACUGUGCACACUGCACAUGCAUGGCAGGACUUGGAGAAGUUUGCAGUCAUGUGGCAGCGUUGUUGUUUAAAGUGGAGAUGGCAGUGAAGAUGGGCUUAACAAAGUCUAGUUCUACCAGCAAGGCCUGUCAGUGGAAUUGCACAUUUCGAAAGGAGGUGACACCAGCCACAAUUACAGAAAUAUACAGCCAAAUAAAGGGAAAACGGACAAAGGAAAUUGAUUCUGUCCAAGCACAUGGCUCAGCACCUCUUCCACCACAAAAUAUUCUUCAAGAAUUGUACGCCAUCGCACCAAAUGCUGCCUUUUUCACUUCCUUGAGUGGAAUGACAUCAGUGACUGAUCAAGUUGAACCAAAAUAUCCAAAACUAUUAUCUACCUUAAGACAAGAUGACAUUGAAGGCAACAUUCCCGAUUUGUGUGAAGUAUACCAGUCAUACUCAGUGUCUGCCAGCCAAGUCAGCAACUUGGAGAAAGCAACAAGAAAUCAAAGCAUUAGUCCUUUGUGGUACCAGCACCGAAUGGGAAGGAUCACUGCCUCUAAAGCCCAUGACGUUCUUGUGAGGAGAGACUCAACUUCACCAGAUAACUUGGUAAGACGUGUAGCUGGUUACAGCGUGUAUGACUUGUCCAAGAAUACUGCUGUGAAAUGGGGUAUAGAUACUGAAGAGGAGUGCAGGCAGGCAUUUGCCAGUCAUCAAAAAGGAAACCACCUGAACUUCAAAUGUCAGUUAUCUGGAUUUGUGAUUGAUCCUGCCCACCCCUUCUUAGGAGUUAGUCCAGAUGGCAUGAUAAGCUGUGAUUGUUGUGGGAAAGGUGUUUUAGAGAUUAAGUGCCCCUAUAAACACAGAGAUAUUUCAGUUGAGGAGGCAGUGUCCUGGUCGCUGAAUAAAGACUUCGAAGCAGUCAAUGAUACUACAGCACUUCGGAUAUGA